This is a messenger RNA of Chenopodium quinoa (quinoa), 2174 nucleotides long. RefSeq lists its product as uncharacterized. The coding region runs from base 178 to 1383 and encodes 401 amino acids. The record is from RefSeq and is a predicted model, not a curated record. The transcript has 18 exons. Lineage: Eukaryota; Viridiplantae; Streptophyta; Magnoliopsida; Caryophyllales; Amaranthaceae.
CAGUUGUGCAAGGUUUUAGAUUUCAGGUGAAAAGUCCAGAAAGGUUUUAAAUUGGAAGUGCAAUACUAGUCAAUUGCUCUCUGAUUCCUUCACGCCUGAGCCAGAGCCUGAGGUACUAAGCUUAUUUUACCAAUCUCAUUAUCACCGUCUCUUCGACAUAAUCGCUUCCUAAUUACUAUGUUGAGCUCAGGGAAUGGCUUUGAUUGUAUCAACGCGCCUCGAUUAAUUAUGUUGGCCACCCUAGUUGUACUAUCAUGGGUGGUUGGAGUUGCCUCCGUGGCAGUGCCGAGUUCUAAUUGCUACGCUCUUGAUAAUUCCAGCCACAUUGUUGAUUUUACAAGCUGGAAAGGACAUCUCUUUGAGUAUGAGGGAAAGGAGUCAGACUUGGUUGUUCGAUUUUGCAAAGACGUGGAGAGCAGAUCACAAACAGGAUAUGUUGAUUUUGGCCGCUUUGAUACAUAUAACCAUUUUGUUGCUGGCUCUGGACGUGUCAACUUUGUUCAAGGAUUCUAUGAGGGUGAUCUCAUGAAUUGUGAGCAAAGUUAUAACAAAUUGGGGCGCACGGCUCAGGUAAAUAUCAUAUGUGGAAGUUGUUUGAGCAGACAAUGUAAAGGUGAACUUGGAUGUAUAUGCAGUGUUACAUAUGAAUCAUCUUGCAGAGUUAUUGUGGAACUUGCUAUUCCUUGUGAGAAACGUGGUCCACGGGUUUUUGAAGGAUUCACUAUUGGGUUUCAUCCACGGUCAUGGGAAAUUGUCUACAAUGGCAUGACCCAACCUGGUUUUGAGAAGUCUCACAAUGAAUACCGCUUUAGUACUGAACAGAUUCGUGUUACCCUUCAUAUGACUGCAGUUGCAUCUCUCUCAAAUUUGGUGCAAAAACCAACUGUAAAGGUACUCCCACGGACUGGCCUAGAAGUUCAUCUAUCUGGCUCUGGUGCUUCUGGAACUCCCCCAACAACUUUGUCACCAACUGUUUUGACUGUAGAUUGGACAUGUAAAAAGGUACACACUACUCCUUACGAAGUGGAAAUCACUAUUCCUGUGGAGAAUUAUGAUCCAGUCAAGUUCACACUUACAAAAAUGUGCGAUCAUAAACAAGAUGAUGGGAAAGAGACAAUGAAAGGAUGGGCUAUAUUUGGAAUCUUAUCUUGCAUAUUCUUCGUUUCACUUACCCUGUUCUGCUGUGGUGGAUUUAUUUAUAAAUCAGGGGCACAAAACCAGCAUGGGCUUGAUGCAUUGCCAGGGAUGACCUAUUUAUCAGCAUUCUUACAAACUGUGUCCGGAGGAGGUCAGGGCUACCAAAGAGCAGAAGAGAGUAACAAUCCCUUCAUCCCUGCUGCUCAAGGAGCUGGAAGGACUGAGGUCAGAUAUGGUUCCAUUUAAAUGUACAUACUCUCAAGUCCAAAGCAAAGCAAACAUGAUAACAAGGAUCUGUUUUGUUGAGGUACUAGCUACACAGACAACCUUCUUCUUUCACCCCCACCCUCCUACCUACCCCCAGAAAAACACCUUCGGGUUUAAAAAAAGGAAAAGAAAAAGAAUUUUAAAGGACACUUGCAGGUUUCAGUGUCAGCUUAGCACAUUUGAAUUUCAGUCACGAGCCAUUGAAAAUGACGAUUACUGCAUGCAACUGCUGCUUAAAUGCUGAAAAUUGACUUUCUACUGCAUUGGCAAAAGUUUUCUUUGAUCUGUUUUUGCUUCUUUAUGGUUACGGCCCUUGCGGGUGCUAUAUUUUACGAUCAUUGGUUCAGAGAAUGAAUUACAGUAAACAGCGUUUAUUUGGUUAUGACAUGUAGUGUUUAUCACUGGGCUACUGACUUCUAACAACUUUUUCAUUUAGUUAUAAGAGCAAACCACAUGAAGUUAUUUGAUUUGUUUAUAUUUUCUCUCUUCCCUUCAAGCUCUUUCUGAAGACUUGUUCUUGAUUAAGAUGAAAAACAAAGUUAAGACAUGGUAAAGAUAGGAUUCGAAACAAAAGGGAGACCGGCAACUCAAAAUGCAAACUUCUGGGUGUCUUAAAACCUAUAAUGUAUUAAUGUAUCCUGAAAUUUUGCAUAUAUAUGAAGUCCUUGCGUCCAAAUUUAUAAGCCCCAGGUUAUCAGACAAUUUGAAUUAGUUUCAAGAUGGAAGUUAACCCUGGUGACUAUAGAUAUGAAGCCACAUUUUACUUGUAA